AUGACCAUACCUGCUGAAUUAUCCACUGGAUUUUUGCAAAUCACACAUUUGGCCGAGGCUCUUGGACCUUUAUCAAAGGAGAAAGAGAAAUUGCUAAGUGAUCAUGAUGAUUUGAAAGUCAAACUUAAUCGCGAUUACGAGGAGCAGGUUGAAUUAAAAAGAAACUAUCAACAGGAAGUUGAGGCGCUCCUUAAAGUAACUUCUAAAGUUAAAGAGUAUUAUGAUUUGAAAAAAGGAGAGAGGUUAAAGGAACUGCAAGAAAAGCAAACUCUAUCAGAAUCUCAGCUGCAAAUUUGUGAUACUAGGAAGCAGGAAAUUUUGGCUGAACUGAGCAAAAGUAAAGAUAUGAUGCGGAACCAAGAUCAAGUAAGACGCAACAUUGAGGACAACUUGAAUUUCAGGAAAACAAAGGCUGAAGUAGAUGAGCUUACCCAUGAGAUCGAAUUGCUGGAAGACAGAAUACUGAAGAUUGGUGGGGUUUCCACCUUUGAGGCUGAUCUCGUAAAGAUCGCGCAAGAAAGAGAGAGACUUCUUUCAGAGUUAAACAGGUACCAUGGGACAAUGUCUGUAUAUCAGAGCAAUAUUACAAAAAAUAAGAUUGAUCUUAAACAGGCGCAGUACAAAGACAUUGACAAACGAUAUUUUGAUCAGCUAAUCCAGCUCAAGACAACUGAGAUGGCAAACAAGGACCUAGACAGAUAUUACAAUGCACUUGACAAGUGA
Ilex paraguariensis (yerba mate) is the source of this 723-nucleotide messenger RNA. Lineage: Eukaryota; Viridiplantae; Streptophyta; Magnoliopsida; Aquifoliales; Aquifoliaceae. The record is from the annotation of a GenBank genome assembly.